AAAUAAUUCAAAUUACGAAACAUUUAUUAUUUCAUAUCGUUGAAGAUAUUUUUAGAUGCUAACUGUAGAAUGGCCCACACAGUGGGUUGGCACGUCGCCAGCCGCGCGCGCCGUGCUAAAUAAACGCACGCAUUUUUCAGUUCUUCGUCUCCGAAAACUGGGCUCUACUAUCUGUGAUGCUCAACACGUAGUACAAAUUAGUGAAAUUACUAUAGUGAACAGUGAUAUUUUCUUUAGUGCAGUUUAACUUAAGGAUUUAGUCUGGACAUGUCGCCGAAGUGUCCGGUGCCGCCGUUACAGGACGUCACGCUGUCAUUGGUAGCACGGCAACUGAUACAUGCUCUAUCCCGCGUUUCUUCAGAAGAUGAUGUCGCCCUUCCCUUCGCCAUGGUAUCCUCCUAUUACGAAAGUAUGGGGGCCACUAGCGACAUCUUCCAAGAUCUCCUUAACUUAAUACUCGGUUCUGAAUAUCUGGACCCUUCAGUUCGUUACUACACAAUGAGACUCCUCCUCAAAGAAAACGUGAAGAACCUGGCCACAGGGAUGUUCCCCUGCCCUUAUUACAGAAAAGUUCUGGAGCUCAUCGUCGAGCAAGGGCGACAUCUGACAUCGCUUAAUUUAAAAGGCGUGUGGGUGAAGGAUGAACACUUGUCGCUGAUGUAUCAUUUGAUCAAGAACUUGCCCAAUUUAACUGUUUUAAACAUACCGUACAUAGCCAAUGAUGAAGUUUUAAAGUACAUAGGCGAGUGUAACAAAGUUCUUAAGCUGCUUGACGUUUCUGGUGAAACUGAUAUUACUGAGAUCGGUAUAGACGCAAUGUUGAGUGGUAAUCCGCAGCUCACACAAAGUCUGACGGUUGUAAAUAUUGGAAUGUACGGCGAAGAGAACAUUGACCACAUUGAUGUUGCUUUACUCAUCCGGCGACUGCCAAACCUGACCAAUCUUGGCAGUUACUCGUUCGUCGGCAAAUCUAUUUCCCAUAUAUAUAACACCGAUUGCCCUCCAAACUUCAAGACAAAACUACAAUACUUACACGACACUCAAACAACUGUGCGAACUAUGAAAGCAAUACUCGCGUUAUGUCCGGUUCUGGAGACAAUUUACUUAGAAGAUCCUGAACAGGGCGUGUUGCCACUCUUAAAAGACCUGAGCUACGUAAACAAAAUUAAGCUGAACAAAUUCCAAUGUCACGAAUUGCAUCAGUUAUUGGAAAAAAUCGGAUACAAGAUUGUGACGCUUAUGCUUUCGGCCUCCAGGGGUUCUUUCAACUUUACUAGAAUAGCCGAGACGUGUAGGAACUUGGAAGUUAUAGAGUUUUACUCAAUACAGACUGCGACACACGAAGAGGAAAUUCCUUUCAAUAAAUUAGAACACAUUGAAAUAAUCCAAGGCAAUCUGUCGGCGAAUUUGCUCAAGUACUUGAUGACGGGUAGUCCACUGCUCAAGAAGUUGAUAAUUGGCGACGAAAUAAAGUUGGAUGAUAAUGAUAUGUCACGAAUGUUCCGCCGCUACAAAUUUGAGCAUCUCGAAAGCGUUUGGUUCCCGAACGCACCCCGCCUCUCACGUGACAGUGUGGAAUUGUUCAUGGAGUGUUGUCCAAAACUCCAGAGCCUCGGCCAACUGAGCGGCUGGAGAUUCACGCCUGACGAUAUGAUGUUGAUGAGAGCUAUUAUAGCCAGCACUAAUACUGAUCUCGUAUUGUCACCGCUGGGUAUAUUUCAACAGGGGAAUUAGAAGUUACGGGCAUUUAAUACGUGCUAAGGUCUACUUCUUUACUACGCACAGGACUG
Molecule: messenger RNA, 1790 nt
Organism: Hyposmocoma kahamanoa
Lineage: Eukaryota; Metazoa; Arthropoda; Insecta; Lepidoptera; Cosmopterigidae
Exons: 2
Coding region: 268-1734 (488 amino acids)
Source: RefSeq, a predicted model, not a curated record